AUGACCUCGGCGGGGGAGGCGGCCGGUUCCCCCCCGCUGCCCGCCGCGGUCGGCGGCCAUCGGCGAAGCCCCCUGGACCGGCUCCCACCCCCCGCCAACACCACCAAACCGCUGACCCCUUUCGGCAUCGAGGACAUCCUGGGGCGUCCCCGCGGCGGGAGCCCCCCCGGGACUGGUACCGGUCCCGCCGCCCCCCCCACCCCGGCGGGGCCCCGCGGCGGCGGCGGCUGCGCCCCGGCCUCGCCGCUCUGGGCGCUGGAGGAACUCGCCAGUAAAACCUUCCAGGGGCUGGAGCUGGGAAUGCUGCAAGCAGCCGGAGGUCCGUCCCCGCCGGGCGCCCCGGGCCCGCGCCCUCCCUGCAGGAAGCGUCGCAAGUCCCGGACCGCGUUCACGGCGCAGCAGCUGCGGGAGCUGGAGCAGCGGUUCCGGCGGCAGCGCUACCUCUCCCCGGUGGACCGGGACGCGCUGGCGGCGCGGCUGGCGCUCUCCGCCGCCCAGGUCAUCACCUGGUUCCAGAACCGCCGCGCCAAGCUCAAGCGGGACCUGGAGGAGCUGCGGGCGGACGUGGCCUCGCUGCAGGCGCUGCCCCCCGCCGCCCUCCAGCAGCUGGCGGGGCUGCCCGAGCCCCCGGGGGCUCCCGGCACCGCGGCGCCCGCCGAGCUCUCGGAGGAGGAGAUCGACGUGGCGGACUGA
Myiozetetes cayanensis is the source of this 693-nucleotide messenger RNA. RefSeq names its product ladybird homeobox 2 (gene LBX2). Bases 1 to 693 code for a protein of 230 amino acids. Gene Ontology annotation, biological process: regulation of DNA-templated transcription. The record is from RefSeq and is a predicted model, not a curated record. The transcript is spliced from 2 exons. Lineage: Eukaryota; Metazoa; Chordata; Aves; Passeriformes; Tyrannidae. Gene Ontology annotation, molecular function: DNA-binding transcription factor activity, RNA polymerase II-specific; DNA binding.